This is a messenger RNA of Ananas comosus (pineapple), 1002 nucleotides long. RefSeq lists its product as uncharacterized. NCBI's taxonomy places the organism in Eukaryota, Viridiplantae, Streptophyta, Magnoliopsida, Poales, Bromeliaceae. The transcript is spliced from 6 exons. The record is from RefSeq and is a predicted model, not a curated record. The coding region runs from base 144 to 782 and encodes 212 amino acids.
UUGGUCGCACCGGUUCGAGUUCGAGUACGAAGUUUGGGUCCGAACCCAUCACCAACAUUUCCCCUUCUCCUUCGUCGGAGCGCUUCCUCUUCCAUCUUCGUCUUCGUCUCCGUCUCCUCGUUCCGUAACCUGAAACCCUAAAAAUGGGCGCCUCCGAAUCCCUCCUCUCCACCAAACCCCAACAACAACAACAACAACAACAACAACAAUCCCCUCAGCUGGUCGAUGAGAUCACCACGGUGUCGGAGCGGAUCGAGGGGGUCGACCCCAUCGUCGAGCGGAUCAAAACCCUAAGGAUCGCGACGCCGCUGCUCAAAUCCCCUCCGCCAUCGGAGAGUAGCUUCGCCGACAUACUGAUGAGGAAACCCUCCAAUUCCUGUGUGUCGGGUACGUUGAGUCCAAAUGUUCUAUUCGAGCUUUUUUCAAUGUACCGUGAAUGGCAAGAGGAGAAGGCCAAGAAAAUAAGCCAAAAGCAGGAGGAGAUAGAAAACAAGAUAGAAACAGCAGAUGCUUUGGCCGUAAAGCUCCUCCAGCGGUUCAAUUAUUCAGUAGCAUCGAUGAGAGCAACUGCACAGAGUCUAUCAGAAGUUCAUCAAUUGCAGGUAGAAGUCGGCGAGCUCAAGGGCAGGCUAACUGAGGUCAUAAGCAACUGUGAUGCUUUGUGCAAGAGGAUCGCUGCAGAAGGGCCGGACACACUUCGGUCUUCGAUACAGCCAUUCUCAGCCGGUGGAGCUAGCGUAAAGGCAAGUAACCACUCGGCACUCGAGCAAAAACACGCCUGAUUUUAAGCUCGGCGCAAUUCAAUAGGGGUACCUGAAAAUCCAUAGUCAUUUUGCAGAAGAGUAUAGUCCAUCGAGAAUGUGUACAUAAUAUGCAGGGGCAACAACUGUAUUUGUUUGUUACAUGGUAAGGAAGGAAAGUGGAUUGUACUUGGUUCAAAAUGCAUCUUUACAGAAAACCCAAAGCAGGGUUGCAAUCUCACUUCCCUGUUUUCAGUUUGUA